AUGCCAUGCGCGCCCAGCAGCGCGAGCUCGGUAUCCUUGUCCUCUCCUUCUCAUCCAGUCCUCGACGAGCACACCGAAUUCCGCGGGAGCCUCUCCCUCAACCCGCGCAAGGCGCGCGGCUUCGACGUCCUCACCAAGCGCGUCGCCGAAACGCCGCUCCAGCUCCGCUCCGUCGAUUCGCUCCGCAGCUACAUCCACUCCACCUCCCAGGCAGAUUCUGCCGUGACGCCCUGCCACGCCGCCACCGCGGAAGACGACGAAGAAAACGUCGAGGAAACCGCGGAAGACCUCGAGGAAAAACACUUCCGCUGCCAGAGCGACGAGGAGCGCGAGUCCUGGCUGCGCGUCCUCCGCCAAGCCAGACUGGGCCGGUUCCACGACCCGUCGAUGUGGUUCAGCCAGCACGUCUUCACCGCGGUGCGCGACCUGGCGGGCCGCGCGGCGUCGCUCGCGGAGCUCUGCCUGGUGCUGCGCACGCUGGAGGGACUGCCGCUGCGCGUGCCGGUGUACUUCGUGCAGUCGCUCUCGCAGGGCUGCCGCGGGCCAUCGCAGGACCCGCAGCUCACGCAGCUGAUCCGCGACCUCGGACGCGAGGCGGUGAUCAUUAAUGACCGGGAGUUCCGAGCACUGGGCAGUGACGAGGAAGGCCAGGAUUUCGCGUCGAAGGUACUCUUCAUUCUCGGAGAGUCCGUGCGGAGGGCAGAUUCCACGAUGCGCGAGUGGGACGCGCUGAGACUGGCACGGAAAGCACUGCUACGCACGUAUCGGAGCCAGACGGGCGGCGAUUGCUUCGAUGCAGUGAGUACGCUGCUCGGGCAUUGCCAGCUCGCUGUGGUGGCGCCGGUGAACGUGGCGGCGUCGAAAAACCCAAUUCGGAUCUCGGUGACGGAGCAGAUCCCAACGGUGAGCGAUAGCGAAAAUCGGGAAGGUCCGUAUGUGACGUCGCGCGUGGUGUCGUUUUUUAAUAUUUGUGAAAGAGCGAGUCGGAGGGAAAUGUUUAAUGUGAAAGCCACGGUGACGUCGGUGGUGGGGAAGGAAAAUUACGACACGCCGUGGGUGAUGGAGUUCGUGGUGACGGAGUGCAAGGACACUCGAAAAGCUUAGUUGAAAUCUUGUUAGUUUGAUUGUCUGUUUGAAGUUAGUUGUACGA
This is a messenger RNA of Blastocystis hominis, 1150 nucleotides long. RefSeq lists its product as hypothetical. The transcript is spliced from 3 exons. The record is from RefSeq and is a predicted model, not a curated record. The coding region runs from base 1 to 1104 and encodes 367 amino acids. NCBI's taxonomy places the organism in Eukaryota, Bigyra, Opalinata, Blastocystidae.